Eriocheir sinensis (Chinese mitten crab) is the source of this 1712-nucleotide messenger RNA. RefSeq names its product zwei Ig domain protein zig-8-like. Gene Ontology annotation, cellular component: neuron projection membrane. Lineage: Eukaryota; Metazoa; Arthropoda; Malacostraca; Decapoda; Varunidae. The record is from RefSeq and is a predicted model, not a curated record. Bases 728 to 1609 code for a protein of 293 amino acids. The transcript has 7 exons. Gene Ontology annotation, biological process: synapse organization.
CACACACACACACACACACACACACACACAAGAAAAAAUAAAUCUAGAAGUAAUGCAGCGUACAAUCAUAAGCGACAAGCAAAAUAUAAGUGAGUGAAAAAUGUAAUCCUCAGAAAACAGAAACUCAAGUGGUGCAAAAAAAAGUUAACCGCUGAACAGAAAAGUGAAAUUAAAAAAAGCUACUAAAAGAUCUACUAUAUAAAAAAAUCUCAACAAAGACUAAAUUAACGCAGACAAAAGGAAGAAAGCAAGAGAAUAAAGAGAAGAAAUAUAAACAAAACGGCUUCAUAAAACAAAUAAAAAUACCGAAAAGAACAAAUAGUGAUGAAAAAAAUCCCAGCAAGAACAAAUUGACGUGAACACAGGGAAGAACACGAGCGAGAGAAACAGAAGAAAAACCAGCUUCAUAAAACACUAAAAACACACAAAAGAAAACAAAAAAAACUUCAAAGAGAGACACGAAACAAAAGGAAUCGAGUUACCGCUCCACAAAAGACCAAAAUGACGUAAAGAAAAAAAAAAAAAAGACAGAAAGAGAAGAAAAAACACAAACAAACAAAACAGCUUCAUAAAACAAACACAUACACAACAAAACAAAACAACAACCUCAAAGAAAGAGAAAAACAAUUCAAAACAAAAGGAAACCAAGUCAACAAACCCCAAACACAACACACAUUUUUCAAGAAAGAAGGAAAAAGCGGAACAUGGUGUAGGAUCGGCUGUCAUAAUGGACCUGGCAACGCUGCUCCCGACAAGGCUCAGACUAGCAACGGUGCUCGUCUUGGUGGCUGCCCACACCUGCUCGGCGACCCCAGGAAAGCCAAAGAAGGAGUCGAAGUCCUGGACGCCGCCGGAGUUCGAUGAAAGUCUACCUCGCAGCCUCACCGUGAUGGAGGGCGAACCGGCAGCUCUUCAGUGCGUCGUCAGCAAGCUACGCGGACGAUCAGUGUCUUGGAUCCGCCAGACUGACCUUCACGUGAUCUCCGCCAACGACCUGACCUUCACCACGGACGGCAGAUUCAAGGUGGUGAUUGACAACACGACAUCGUCCUUCACCUUGGAAGUGGCGGAGGCCCUGAGGAACGACUCUGGGGUGUACGAGUGUCAGGUGAACACUCGACCCAAGCUCUCACGUGCCUUCAACUUGAGUGUCGUGGUUCCUGCAGCGAGGAUUCCGGGACCCAAGGAACUGUUUAUCAAGAGCGGCUCUACCCUCGUCCUCACCUGCGUGGCUCACCUUCACCCCAACGCUCUUAGCACAGUGGAGUGGACGCACAACAAGACCAAGGUGACAAUAACAGGCGGGCGAGGGGGCGUCAGCAUUCACACAGAGAAGGCGGGGCGGCUGCUCUCUUCCAAGCUGUCGGUGGUUCGCGUGGCACCGGAGGACGCGGGGAACUACACCUGCCAGCCCGACACCGUCUCCCCCGCCUCGGCCACCGUGUUUAUUGUGGACGAAGACGUCCCCGCAGCGAUGCACCACGACAGCGCUGCCAGGCGGGGUCACUUCACCUCUCCACUCCUCCACCUGGCGCUCCACACCCACCUGGUCCUCCACAGCGCAUCCUCCACCUUCUACUCCACAUGCAUCGCCGCCUUUCUCUUAUGACUAGGCGUGAUCUUAGCCACCGGAGAUCUAGGAGUGGUUAAUGUUGUGUUGAUACUAGUCUCCUGGUGACAGAUAGGAGCUAGUCUUGUAAAUAGGGGGAGAG